AUGCGCCUCGCUAUCAUGUUCGCCUCUACGCUGGCUCUGGCGUCGGCCACAAAGAUCAACAUGCACUGCGAGUUCGCGCAAGACAAGACAGGAAUGGUGCAGUCUCCAUACUGCUGUCGUGAUUUGAAGUCAGCUAGGAACAACCCUAAGGUCAACGAGGCCAACGACUGUGACUUGUUGACUCAGCCUCAACUCUGUGAGGAUCAAUCGCGGCCUGCAUGCUGCUAUUCGAUCGAAAAGAAAAAAAUCUGCACCUCCCACGUUAUUUUCAUGGAUGCGGCUGAUGUUUGA
Penicillium taxi is the source of this 291-nucleotide messenger RNA. RefSeq lists its product as uncharacterized. The transcript has 3 exons. Bases 1 to 291 code for a protein of 96 amino acids. The record is from RefSeq and is a predicted model, not a curated record. Lineage: Eukaryota; Fungi; Ascomycota; Eurotiomycetes; Eurotiales; Aspergillaceae.